Molecule: messenger RNA, 576 nt
Organism: Acaulospora colombiana
Lineage: Eukaryota; Fungi; Glomeromycota; Glomeromycetes; Diversisporales; Acaulosporaceae
Source: the annotation of a GenBank genome assembly
AUGGGUUCUAUUGUCAAAGUUAAUAUCGUUGCAGCCCUCCUCUUUGCUUUCACUUCCAUUUUUGUUGCGGCCGGUAUGUAUCAAUUCUCGGGUGUCGUUUUGGAUGUUUUCGUUUUUCUUGUCCUUACAGUUAAUAGCCCCUUAGGUUUUAUAUCCAACGGUGUCGUAUACAAUAUUACCUGGACACAAUCUGGCAGCGAGCCAUCGGGUACAUGUGCUCUUUACAUAAUCAACGCCAAUAAUAGCGCCCGAACCACGAUAACCACUAGCGCGGACAUUGCAUCCGGAUCCUACAGUUGGAAGGUCAACGUUCCGGCGGGUUAUUAUUAUUUCGCUAUUAACGAUGGUACUGGUGAAAGGGAUUCUGGUGAUUUCCAGGUGACGGGUGGUUCGUCCAGUGCUUCCGCAGGCCCCAAUACGCCGGCCUCCAGCGGACAAUCGACCGCUGCUUCUGGACCUUCCCCUACCGAAACUAAUGCUGCCGUGACUACCGCUAACGGUGGUGAGACUGCUACUAAUGGAGGUAGUACCAAUACUGCCACCGGUUCUAGUAGCACUUCUACUAACUCGAGGUAA